Dracunculus medinensis (Guinea worm) is the source of this 258-nucleotide messenger RNA. The record is from the annotation of a GenBank genome assembly. Lineage: Eukaryota; Metazoa; Nematoda; Chromadorea; Rhabditida; Dracunculidae.
AUGCCUUUAAAAAGCAUAGGCCAACUGGUCUUAACACAGAUCGAAAUUUGUCUGGCUUCAAGUGGGUCAACUUCUUCAGCUCGAAAACUUACCAUUUCUGAUAUUGUGUAUCCGAGCUCAGUAUCCAUCGUUCGCACAUUUAUAAGCUUAGAAGUGUUAAAGAUGCGUAUCGGGAACACAGUUUGCGAUUUGCUUCUCUCACCUGCCAUAUACUCACUUCGGGAUAAAGGCACAAGACGAUUCCGAGCGGCUGUUUGA